CGCCCUCCCCCUCAGCCGCGGCCGGCCCGGGGGGCUGCGGGCCCGGGGAGGAGGGGGGGCGACCCGGGGCUGGCCCCGGCCGCGGGGGGAGGCGGCGGCGGGAGGGGCGCCCCGAGGCCGGGCCCGCCCAGGCCCCGCUCGAGGCCUAGCGCUGCCUCGCGCUGCCUCGCGCUGCCUCAGGGCCCCGCGGCGCCUCGCCGCCAUCUCCUCAGGUGGGCGCGGGGCGGGGGGGGCGCCCGCCUCGCCGCCUCCCGUCAGGGCUGGCCCGCGGCGAGGGCCCUCGGGGCUGCUGGAAAGGAGCCCAGCCCUCCUGCCGGUAUCCAGCCAGGGCUGGCAGCGGCGGAGCUGGUCUCCAGCCAGAAUCGCCCACCUGCAGCCGGCGGCGGCUUUGGCUUUACCUGUAGCUUUGGAAUUUGCCGCCUUUGGUGGCAUUCGUUGCGUCUUAGACCUGCCAGGCGCUGCAGGUUGGCAGUAUGGCGAGGACUCAGUGCUACCAUCUAUAGGUGUAGGGAUAAUUACGUUAUUGAUGUUGUAAUUAGGUCUUGAUGUCCUAACCGCAAGGUUCUUUGGGUGGCUAGCGGUGUUGUCAAGAGUCAGGCGUGCCACCUUGGCCUCGUAGCCUUUAGUUUUCAUGGAGAAGGUGACAAGAUCUGCUGAUGCGGUUACAGGACUGAACCCCAUCAUCCAAAAACAGUAACACGUUCGAUAGUGACAUUCAAACGGGUUUCGAUGGCUGCACCUCCAAACGAUAUAUUUAGUGAUGAAAGAGACUUCCAAAAAUGGUUAGAGGCCUUUCUGAUGAAACUUCUUUACGGUUUACGUCCCUUCUGUGAGACUUCCAUCGAGUGCUGGCCCAGGUUUCAUCCCUUGGAGAUGGCUUCAAGGGAGGCUGAGGAUGACAUCGCCUUGAACGUCUCCACAGCGACCGUGGAGAUUUCCUGGAAGUUGGGAGGGAGGCGGGUGGAUGCGGCAGCGCAGGCCAGUGUCAGGAGCUGUCCACCCAGGCGUGCGGGCUUUGCUUGAGCGAAUACUUAAGCCUGUGCCUAACUUUACGUACGUAAACGAUCCACAUAGAAUCAAAGCAACGAUAGAAAUGCUUGAAAUGGUUCGUUUACUUAAGUGCAUUGCUGGAUCAGUGCCAUCUGUCAAGCCAACGUGUCAUCGGUGACCACAUUUCUCCCUAGCAUAAAUUCAAAUGGUUUAGAUCUUUAAUAAUGAACUUGGUAUUGUGAUCAUACCUUUAAUAAUGAACUUCUUGUUGUGAAUAAUUUAGGAAUGAGGGACAGCUUUUAACUGCGUACUGUACAGACUGCUGAAGACAGUAUGGUUAAAUCGGAUUGGCUGAGUCAGGUACAUCAAUGUAGACAGAUGCUUAUGCAGCAAGGCGUGCUGGCUGCCCAGAAUACCCAGAUCGCUACAGGGAGUGAAGUGAAGAUGAAUGGUGUCUGUUUCCCGGUCUCUUCUUUUGAAGCAAAAUGCGGAGCAUGUGGUCCAGGAUAUGCAACCCCUCUGGAUGCCAUGAAAGGUCCCCGGGAGGAGAUUGUGUACCUGCCCUGUAUCUACAGGAACACCGGGGUAGAGAAGCCUGACUACCUGGCCACUGUGGAUGUUGACCCCCAAUCUCCACACUACUGUCAGGUGAUCCACCGCCUGCCCAUGCCUAAUCUUAAGGAUGAGCUCCAUCAUUCAGGGUGGAAUGCCUGUAGCAGCUGCUUUGGGGAUGCCACAAAGAGAAGAAACCGUCUGAUUCUACCAAGUCUCAUCUCUUCUCGCAUUUAUGUGGUGGAUGUGGGAACAGACAUGCGAGCUCCUAGAAUCCAUAAGAUUGUCGAGCCGGUGGAGUUGUUCUGGAAAGGUAACGUGGCUAAUCCUCACACGUCUCACUGUCUGGGCAGUGGUGACAUCUUAGUCAGCUGUUUGGGAGACCCUUCUGGCAACGGAAAAGGUGGCUUUAUUUUGCUGGACGGAGAGACCUUUGAAGUGAAAGGAAAUUGGGAGAAUGGGGAAAAGGUACCUCCCCUGGGUUAUGACUUCUGGUAUCAGCCACGACACAAUGUCCUGAUGAGCACCGAAUGGGGAGCCCCAAAAGUCUUGGCAGAUGGGUUUAAUCCAGCUGAUGUAGAGAGAGGGCAUUAUGGGCACCGCAUUAAUGUGUGGGACUGGAGCACUCACACCUACAUUCAGGCAGUUGACUUAGGGAAGGGCUCCAUACCGUUGGAAAUCCGAUUCCUCCACAAUCCGGAUGCCGCAGAAGGGUUUGUUGGAUGUGCGCUGAGUGCUGCGGUGCAUCGCUUCUACAAAACAGAGAAAGGAGACUGGGCAGCAGAGAAGGUGAUUGAAGUACCCAGCAAGAAGGUGCAAGGAUGGCUUCUCCCUGACAUGCCAGGUCUGAUUACUGAUAUCCUCAUCUCGCUGGACGACAGGUUCCUGUAUUUCAGUAACUGGCUGCAUGGAGACAUCCGCCAGUACGACAUCUCUGACACCCGCAAGCCCAAGCUGGUGGGACAGGUGUUUCUGGGAGGCAGCAUCACAAAAGGUGGGCCUGUAACUGUACUGGAAGACAAGGAGUUGCAGCAUCAGCCAGAGCCAUUUGUGAUCAAAGGGAAGAGGGUGCCAGGUGGUCCUCAGAUGAUUCAGCUUAGUUUGGAUGGGAAGAGGCUAUAUGUCACCAGCUCUCUCUACAGUGGAUGGGACAAGCAGUUCUACCCAGACCUUGUCAAGGAAGGCUCUGUUAUGCUGCAGAUUGAUGUGGAUACUGAAAGAGGUGGAUUGAAAGUGAAUAAAAACUUCCUAGUGGAUUUUGGGAAGGAACCUGAUGGGCCUGUCCUAGCUCAUGAGAUUCGUUACCCUGGUGGAGACUGUACCUCUGAUAUCUGGAUGUAACUGUUGUGUGGAGCUGUUUUCUUCUUUCUUGUUCUUUUCUCCUCUUUCUCCCUCUCUCUCCUCCUGACCCUCCACUUCCCUUUUGUGUAGGUGAAUCGUUUCAGCUGGAAAUUUGUCCGCAGUCUAAAUUUAGACUUCCAUUAGCAUGAGCCACAGAAGUUCUGCUUUCUUCUCAUUCUGAGGCAGCCAAGUGAAUCUCUCUGAAACAUGAUAUACAUCUCAUUUUCUCUACUUCUUCCCCUUUCGUAAGGUCCCGUGUAAUCACUCUUGACUGUAGGUUUCAUGGCCAAGGUCACCAGUCUUUUAAGGACCGUUUGCGUUGUUUGGUGCCACUUCACCUUGUCACUGUUUGGUGGUGGAGAAGCUGUUCCUCAAUGACUCUGUAUCCAGUUCCAUGGGCUUGCCCCAGAGCAAGAGUGUCCUGUCCCUGAAAAGCUUAAUUUGCUCAUAAAGUACUCAGUGCUUUACAGCAGACACAGCAUAAAAAUCAUGCGUAUCUAAUCUGAAGCCACAUGUUUCCAGAGCUGGGUUAUAUUUUAACAUUUGCGCACUGUUAUAAAAAAACAACAAUAAAAUUGUUCUCCAAGUCA
Molecule: messenger RNA, 3473 nt
Organism: Grus americana (Whooping crane)
Lineage: Eukaryota; Metazoa; Chordata; Aves; Gruiformes; Gruidae
Product: methanethiol oxidase-like
Exons: 14
Coding region: 1324-2883 (519 amino acids)
Molecular function (GO): selenium binding; protein binding
Source: RefSeq, a predicted model, not a curated record